CUCUGUUCUGAAAAAACUUUUCCGUUAAAAGCAUUUCCGGAAAAUCAUGCCAAUCUAGACACAGCCUGACUGUAUAGGGUAAGAUUUCAGAGUUUGGGUGAGCUGAAUGCAGUGUGGGAGUGGAAAACAUUUUCCCUGUCUUGGGACUGCUGAGCAUAGCCAUCUCCAGGGAUAAGUUAGAAGAGUCCUGUUUUGGCUGUUUUAACACUGGCUGCUAAUAGUUUUGAAAGGGUGAAAUUUUAACCAGAGAUCACCACUGUGUUCACAAACUAUGCCAAGGGAGGGGAAGAGAAAGGAGGAGGAGCAUCUAUUCUACCAAAGGAUUUUCCCUCAGUUUCGAUAAGAUAACUUUUAUUAUUAGAUUCCACUGGUGGUGCAAUAACUUUACUAAGUUAUUCUUUGAUAGUUUUCAUUCUUACUGAUAGUCUGAAAAUCUUGCUUUCUGUAUCCUGCAAUGCAUUUUGAAAAUGAAUUUCUUCUAUCUGCAGUAAUGCUGCUGACAAGUCAUAUUCUCAACUUAAUGUGUAAUUGUGAAAAAAAUAGUUAAGGGAUGAUUGUAUCUCUUUCUUUCAUUUUGCCAGUUUAUAAAAUGUGUGCCCUUGAUUCAUGGGAUCUGUAUUGUGUUUUUUUUUUUUUUGCCAGCGCUAACUUCUUAUAUGAGAAUCUUUAUUCACACAGAAUCAUGUUUAUAUAAGACACCGAAGAGAUCAUUAAAUAGCAGAUCAAGGUUAUCAACCUUCAGUUCUCCAGCCAAUGAUGCUGAUAUACAGCAAGAAAUUUUUUGGGAUCCUCAUUCGCCAAUUACACACAAACUAGGUAAUGAAAGAAAGAAACAAGCCAUCAGUAGCUGUACAGUUGACAUUUCAGAUAUUGUUAAUCGUAUUGCUCCGCAGGAUGAAAAACCAGGCUGUUGUGAGGGAUCUCUUCUAGGGAUGUGGAUUGGUGAAGAUGCUAUUCCUUGUACACCUGGGAUAGUAAAAGUGCGAACUAGAACAAAAUUAAAUGGUACAAGAGAUAAUAAAGCAAAAAAUACUGAAGAGGAACUGAUGAAGUUGGCUAAACAAUUUGAUAAAAACCUGAUUCAGCCAGAUUUAGUCCAGGAGCAGGACGAUCGAUGUGAUGGUUUUAUGCAGACUAUUUCAGAGGCAGAGACUGAAAAUAAUUAUAAAGAUGGUGCACAGCUGAAAAAUCUGCAGUCAUUCCUUGAUGAAAAUUCUGAAAAAGAUACUGUUCUGUCCUUGGAGCCUGGUCAAACUAGCAGCCAGAAGUCUUUAGACCUUGAGGCAGAAGUGGCCCUUAAUGCCCUUUUUGAUUGCUCUACCCAGAAAUGUAGUGGACAGUUGAGCCAAGACCUAUCAGCUAUUUCCUUAAAUAAUAGCUUCCAUGAAAAUGGAAGUCCCUUGGUAGAGAAGAAACAUACUUUUAAGGAAAGUACAGUAACAAAGCAGCACAUUGCUAAAGAGAGAUGUCAGAAGCAAGGUUCAACAUGUGCAUUAGAAAUUAUGACUCAGAUUGCAGCUCCGGAAACUAAGAAUAUUCUUGUGCUGCCAAAACAAAGUUUGACAUCCUCUAAGACAGAAUCAUUGAUUUCCAGAAAGCCUGCAGAAGUAGCUCAUGAUGAUUUUGAUAAUUGGGAUAUUGAUAUUUUGGCAGAUGAUUCCUUUGUAAUGGAGAUUACCCAAAACCCUGAACUGAUUAGUACUCCUGAAAAAGCCUUACCAGCUCUGAAAAAGCCAAACACACACGCUCUCAGUGGCUUUAGUAAAACUAAGGAACAGACAAACACUUCUAAUUCUGUAAUUGGUGUAAGUUUUUCAUCCAAACCCCAAAGUAUUGAAUAUGCACCUCUGAAACAAAAUAGUAAAACCAUACAAGAUGCUGCAGAAUCUCUUUCUUUCCAGAAACCAAAUAAUGAGAUGGGAAAUUCAAAGAUACAAACUGUUUUUUUACAUAAUGAGCAUGUUGUUAAAACUGGUAAGAUAAAUUCCACUUGGAAAAUAGACCAAAACAAAGUUUCAGACUCUACUUCUCUUAUUCCAGUGAAAUCUGAUAUUAAGACUGGCAAGGAACAAAUACAGCUUAAAUGUGGUCCCAUGAAUUUUCCUGUAAAAGCAUCCUCCUCUGCCUUGGUACACUAUAAUCCUCAUAGAACACACACUGAAAAAUAUGGAAAUAACAAAUCGAGUAUUUUCCCUCUGUCAUCCAUUUCUACUAAUGCUAAGCCCAAUGAUCAAUUGAAGGUGAUGACCUGUACUGGUGUGAGUAACCUAAACCAAGCUGAAAUGCCAAAGAAAUGUCCUGUGUCAUUUAAUGAUUGGAAUGAGCCUAAGUUUCCUGAUGAAGUUUUAGAUAUGUUUUGUGAAUCUGAUAGUCUUUGGGACACAAACUGUGAAGAUGAUGAUUUGUUGUAUCAGGUGUGUGAUGAUAUAGAAAAACAGACUCAGAACCAAGGCAUUAAACAAGAAAAUGAAAUGGCAGUAAUAAAAGGAGCCAGUGUUACUUCCAAAUCCGAUUCUGAUGAUCGCUUCACAGCAUCUGAACAAGGACUGUUCAAUCACCCAUUGGCACAAAAAAUCAAUGCUAACCAGGACACCAUUUUGAUGGGAAGACUUUGUACAAAUUCCUCAAAGGUUACCGAUGGAUUAACUACAUUUGGAAAUAUAGUAGUGAACUGUAUAAAUUCUGCAAAUCCUAUAGCUGUAAUGGCAAGUGUUCCUACACAGCACAGGUAUACCCAUUCCCAAAACUGUAAUAAAACUGCUUCUGUAAAUACUGCAAAGAGUGUUCCAGGAAAAUGGUAUCGGUCUAAUUCUGUGCCUGCAGGAAGUCUCAGUUCUGGAAUUGGUCCAGUUAACAUAACAAAUCCAUGUAUGAGUGCAUUUAACAGUAAAGUGUUAUGCAACCGAGAUCUUUCACACAACACAGGAAAGGUACAAAAUAAUAAUUGUAUGAUAAAUAGGUCAGUUGUGCCUUCAAAGUUUUCAUUUAAAAAGAUUAACAAUUCCCAGGUUGCUGUUCAUGUAGAUCCUGAAAGUAUACGUAUAGGAGGCACUUCUGGAAACAGUGUUACUCAGCAGAGUCUGGAAGUAAGCAAGAAUCAAUUGAAUGUCCCUUUGCAUGGGAAGAUUGAAAUUAAUCAGAAGCUACCUUUUAAGAGGCACCUUUCAGACUGUCUGGCAGAUUCUACAACAGCAUUUGUGGUGGAACAGAAAAACAGAAAAUGUUCUCAAGAAGAAAUUGAAAGGAAAAAACAAGAAGCUCUUGCUCGAAGAAAAUCCAGAAUGCAGGCAUUUCUGAAAGAUACUUGAAUUUGGUUUGGAUUUUUUUAGCAUUUUAAUUAGCUGGGUAGGAAAAUUAUUGUAAUAAAGACUGAGCCAUUUUUUAAAAUUCUGUCUGAUAUGCCUCAUUUUGGUCUUUACUUGACUUCUGUAUGAGAAACUAAUGCUGCACUAUACAUUAAAUUUAUUAAAUUAUGAAAAUAGUUUACAUUUGUAAACAAUUUUCUCUAAGUAGCUUAACAGCCAUCGCAAUCAAGUUCAAUGUUGUGUACACACUAGUGGUAUCAAGUGUUGCAAUUCUGAGGUUUUGAAAUUCAUAUGAACCAUAUUUAAAGUAUUCAAAAAAAAAAGGAUAGCAUAAAAUUAAUUCACAGGCUUCUAUGUCUAUUUUUUCCUCAAUUAGAAAGAAUUUAAAAAAAGUAGGCUCAGAUGUUGAUGUGUGCAUUGAUUAUAUCAUUGUGGUUCUCAAACUGGUUUUGGUUAGCUUGAAACUAACCCAUAGAGAUGAGCCUAAAAAUUUAGCUUUCAAAUGAUGAAGUUAGAGCUUGCUGAUUAGAACAAGUUCAGCCAUCAGAAAAUUAGUGGAAAUGCACAUGACCUGAAGAGUACAUUGUCAAUCUCCUUUUUUUUUUAAUGGUGGAAUAGUAUCUUAGUGGUAAAGAAAAAAAUUAAUUCAGCAGCUUGCUAAUCAGUAAAAUUGAGAUGAUGUACUAUAAAAACAGACUUUUUUUAUUCCUAGCAAUAAGCGUAGGAUGUAUUUUUUUUUUCCUGGUUACCAUUUCAAGUUCUUGGCUACGCCAUGGAUUUUUCAAAAACAAGUAUUACAUGAUUAAUUAAGAUGUAGCUAAUGCCACUUUGCUGAACCAUCACCAAAUUGUAGACAAAAUAGAAUAUACUGAGGCAGAUCCUCAAAUGGCAUGAAUGGGAACAACACGUUGACCUCAUUGGAAUUACAGGUGGGGUUUGAGGUUUGUGGUGGUUGUUUUUAAUGAUCUGGCCUGUUGUCUCUUUUGCAGUUAUUACUUUAUUUGGUUAAAUAUGAUUUACAUUAAAUACAUAAUGCAGAAAAUUGUACUAUAGCUGCUUUCAUCUGUUCACUAUUAAAAUGCCUGAAACUUCUCAACUAUUUUUAGUUUGAGAGAGAUUUUGGUGUAACCCUUGGUCAGUGAAGCUCUUAAACAUAAUGUAUCAAAUGCUAUAUUCUUUAUAUUCUUCCUAAUUUGACCUGAUGACCUUGACUGUGAAAUUUUGAAGCUCUGUUUCAACAGUGAUACAUGGAGAACUAGUUCAAGUUGUAAAAUUACUUGUGAUUAAGCUGGUAGGCAUUUCACAGCAGACCACUGCUUUCCGUUUAAAAUGUUUUAGUAUCAUAAGUGAUACUAUAAACAUUAUUUGGUUAUCUGGUUUUGUUAAUAACUUGCUGAGUGCUGCUAAAGGGUCACAAAAUCUUUAUCUCCUGUACACUGUGUUUUUGGUUUGUAAAACUUACAAAUGUAAAUAUUGUAUAUUUGUGAACCAUUAUUAAACU
Molecule: messenger RNA, 4806 nt
Organism: Pelodiscus sinensis (Chinese soft-shelled turtle)
Lineage: Eukaryota; Metazoa; Chordata; Testudines; Trionychidae
Source: RefSeq, a predicted model, not a curated record